UUAAAUGGCUAUAUAAAUAUAUAAAUAUACACUACUGUUCAAAAGUUUGGGGUCACUUGCAUAUAUGUACUGUAUACAUGUACAAAACUGCUCAUAAGUUUGUGAACCCAAACCCCCAAAAUUUUGAGACGAUUCGACAACAUACAGAAAUUUGGCAAAGCGCAGAUGAUGAGAAAUUAGUCUUUUAAUCUACCGUUUAGCCCUGCUUGUCAUUAAAGCGCUCUUGCGUCCCCAGCUGGAUAAUGACGUCGGCAGGGUAACGAUUUCAGCUGAUUUAGAAUUCAGCCCAUUGAGGGGGAAGAUUCAGAACGAGGAAAAUACGACAGGGAGCAGCAAAAUGCCGUCGAUUGGUUCCUCGGUUGUAGGACUUGUUUUGCCCAUCGCGGUGAACUAGAAUCUUUUGGAAAUCCAAAAAGCCUCACACCACUCUAGCAAAUAUAUAGUAGCAAAAAAAGCCUGCAGCACAAUGGGCUGGCGUGACGCAAAAAAUAAAUGAAUUAAUCCGCAAAAUUAGCUGAUCCAUAGUACAAUCCGCAGUUUUUCUGCAUGCUAUAGUGAUGGCUGCAUUGUGAAGAUGAUUUCUAACGCUGAUGUCACAUUCGCCUCCUUCCUCAAUCCAGACGCUUGCCAGAAGUCACUCAUUUUCAUGGCGCGGGAUUCAAUAAAUUGACUAAAUAUAUCGAUCGCUUCCACACACAUCCAAGCGAUCCAUUUCAUUCAGGAGCAUAAAAUAUGGCGUGUAAUAUGAAAUAAACAUGCUUUUUUCUGUCACGGGCACUUUAAAUGAAUUGGGCGUCCACACCAAAUCACAGCAGAAGGAUUGGACGCCUGUUAUCAUCAAUGGCAAUAAUGUCAAUGAAAACGAUAGAUGUCAAAACCAUUUGAAGUGGAAGGGUUAGCAGCAAAUGAAUGAAUGAAUCAAUAGAUUGGAAAUCUAUAUAUUUUUCGUUUUUAAGAGCCACGUAAUUGGACCUCUAUCAUCCUCAAUGGCACUGAAAGACUUAACGCAGACUUUCUGGGGAUCUUGACAUUGACCAAUCCUCUCAGAAAGAGAAUGAUUAGUUUUCAAAUGUAAUCAACUUUCACUGUAGCCUUUAAUUAAGUUAAAUCAAAGUGAGCUGACUCUUUCAAUGAAUGAAUCAAUCAGAUUUCAACAGCAGAUUUCUGCUAAGCUCGUCAGCAAUUUGCGUAUUGGACUGCUGCUUUUAUAAGUUGAACUGUGUUGCGAUGUGAUGAAAUAGCAAGCCGCUGAGCUGACCGACUUCCUGCAAGCUCAACCUGACACAAUUGUGUACAACUAAGUGACUGGGUGGAGUGACGCUUUUUGCAAAAGAGAGAAAAUGCAGGAGGAACGGGAACAAGAAGCAGAGGAGCGGAUUUCGUCACGGCCUUCCGUGGCUGAACUUGCCGGAAGGUUCAAGGGCUCGUCUCCUCCCUCUGCCAGCGAGACAGAAAAGCCAGUCCGCCGACGACCUCCUCGCACCUUACAACUGCCCAAAUGCCAUGGAGAUGAGCAUGAGAAAGCUGAGGGUGUGACUUCGCCCGUCAAAGUCAAGAGGAACUCUGCCCUGAUUGAGAAGCUUCAAGCCAACCUGGCUCUCUCACCCACCGCCCUGCUGCCCUCGCCCAGAAGUCCUGGCAUCAGACCACUGCUGCCAUUCAGUUCGCCAUCCUCGCCCAGCCCUGUCGCAGGAAGCCCCUCGUCCACGUUGUCGUCACCUGCGAUGGCAGAAGAGGAGGGACCAGUGUCGUUUGACGCCCCUGCCACAGCGACAGAGGGAUCCCUCUUGGUGAACGUAAACAAAACCCGGGCCCGCCACUCCCUCAAGCGACGCCCUCCGUCCCGCCGCCACAGAAAGUCCAGUAGUGGAGAGGAAGCGUGCGUGGCCAAGGAGGAGACAGACACCGUGACCCGACUUGAGCAUAAAACAAGACAGGAAGCAGGAGAAGGAGAUGUCUUCAGCGAUGAGAAUCAAAAUCAUCUCAAGAAUGACAAAUCAGACAAAAGGCCAAAUGAAGACCAAACAAAUAAUGGUGUCGGUCACCGAGGAGAAGGAGAAGAUGACAAGCGGGUGGACGGAGAGGAGAGUCAAGAUGGUGUCAGUGUAGAGGAAGAGAAGCAGGAAAAGACCUCAGCAGAAGAUCAAAACAACAAUCAAGAAAAAAGUCAAGGUUCCACAUGUCAGAGUUGAAGAGAAGUGGAACAAGGUUGCGGUUUCUCUACAAGGGGGCUCUGGAAGCAACCACUGUGGGACUGGGGAAACCGCCCAACAGAGCUGUAACCGAAUACCUGAAAUCAACCUGCCGUUAUAUUUACAGGUGGCACGAGACAGUGAGAAAGUGACUCCAAUUCAUGGAAAAUGUGUUUUUCAUUAUUGUUGUUCAUGUUCCGAUCCUGAAAUCUGUCACUUUUAUUGUAUAAAACCACUCAGUUGGCAAUUUAUUGGCUUUGUGUUAAAGCACCAUCAUCUUCACACGCUGAUGACAGUAUUAGUACAUGAGUACAGAGCUGUCUUCAGAUACACAAUAUCUUAUUAAAGGGAGCCUUGGAUUUAAAGACUUGUAGGUUCUAAUAAGCCACAAUUGUUCUCUUUUACUAAAAUAUGUUAUCAGAAACACAAAUAUUAUUGUCAUUGAUUUAAAAAUCUAUAAUAUUUAGUACAUUUUUUUGACCUACGAUGGGCGCCAUGUUUUACGUGCACAAUGCACACUGGGGGUGAUGACGUGGUUAGGCUGGACCGGCAGAAUAGCUGCUAGCAAGCGAAGCUAGUAUGACGACUGGAAUGAUUUUGUCACAUUCUGCUGCUGGUCAGAUUGUUUUGUUACAGAGCUGUGGGAUGGGUUCCUAGCUCGUCCUUGCAUCCAAUUCCAGCUCAUCAGCAGUGUCUUUAAACCAAUCCUAGGCGGUUUGCCAAGAUAUCGACUUGCUGCCAUUUGGCAGUAUGUAUAUCAUUGCUAGUUGCAUCAAUGUCAUUUUUUCAUUUGUCUGCCUCUCUCCUCUUUUUCUUUAUUGAUCACGAUCUACUGUCACGGACCCUUUUUGUGUCGCCCUUUUCGUGAUUGCGUGU
Messenger RNA from Corythoichthys intestinalis (scribbled pipefish), 3068 nucleotides. RefSeq names its product duboraya (gene dub). NCBI's taxonomy places the organism in Eukaryota, Metazoa, Chordata, Actinopteri, Syngnathiformes, Syngnathidae. Bases 1341 to 2192 code for a protein of 283 amino acids. The record is from RefSeq and is a predicted model, not a curated record. The transcript is spliced from 8 exons.